Molecule: messenger RNA, 1402 nt
Organism: Cataglyphis hispanica
Lineage: Eukaryota; Metazoa; Arthropoda; Insecta; Hymenoptera; Formicidae
Gene: Sgf29
Product: SAGA-associated factor 29
Exons: 2
Coding region: 317-1201 (294 amino acids)
Cellular component (GO): SAGA complex
Source: RefSeq, a predicted model, not a curated record
GGUAGCAGAUGGAGCGGUCUACUUUAAUCGGAAGAUAGUGGGGGUAGCAGUGUGGCGCAGAUGCGUGCGUACGAUCGAGCGCGUAACAUCUCAGUGUCUUUAGUGUCGCACGCAGUUCCGUGUACUAGAGUGACGUACAUACGGCAGCCAGUGUUCUAGAGCAUUCGAUCGAGACGUCGCUUUCGGGCGAGAUAUAUCGACAAUUCCAGUCGGAUACGUCAAUUCGCGAGCGGGAACGUGAUUGAAAGCAUAAUCGAUUACUUUUUCAAUUACUGAAAUCAAUAUACGGUUACUUGUAAUUUUCAUAUUCUUCACAAUGCCAUUCACGGCAAAUGCGGCAGCGAGUCAGAUACAGGAGCGUCUGAAGAACAUUUAUAAUCUCGUACACGAUAUAGAAACUCAACGCAUUCGCUCGGAGCACAACCUGAACAACAUCAUGAAGACCCACGAUAAGGUCACGCCUGACGACAAGGUCUCCCCUUACUAUCAACAGAAGCUGAAGAACUUGUAUAACGCCGCGAUGAGCGACGCUCAACAGGAAGAGGAGAUCCUGCGCAAGGCCCUUAGUAAGAUAAACGAGAUACGCACUAUACGAAACGAACGACGCAUACAGGCGCGUAACGCCGGCAACAAAGAGACUAUCAGACGCGGAGCACUGAUGAAGAUGUUGUUGAGCACCGCGCAGACUCUACCUCUCUACGUGGGAAAAACGCCAGAUGCCAAGGUGCCACCGUUGUGCGGUGCGAUACCAGCCGAGCCGACAUAUAUCGCGAAAAUGGGUGACAUGGUGGCCGCUCUGGUGAAAGGCAACGAGGAAGGGGAGAAUUGGAUACUAGCCGAAGUCGUGCAAUUUAAUCCCGCGACGAACAAGUACGAGGUCGACGAUAUCGAUGAAGAGCAGAAACCACGUCAUACAUUGUCGCGAAGACGAGUGGUGCCGUUGCCGUUGAUGAGGGCGAAUCCCGAGACCGAUCCUCAUGCCCUGUUCCCGAAAAAUUCCACGGUGAUGGCGUUAUAUCCGCAAACCACCUGCUUUUACAAAGCGAUCGUAAAGCAGCUACCGACCACCGCCACGGAAGAAUACGAAGUUCUCUUCGAGGAUGUUAAUUAUCCGACUGGCUACUCGCCACCAUUCAACGUGGCGCAGCGUUAUGUAAUUUCCAUCAAAGAGAGCAAGAAAAAUAAGAGCCAGUGUAAAUAAGUAUUAUUACUUUCUUAUUUUAAUUCUUUAAUUUUCGAUUUUUUUUUUUUUUAUUAAGAAGACGCGCCUGCACACGCGCGAGCACAUAAAAAAGACUAUACGCGAUUGCAAACAUCAUAAAUCUUUUUUUGCAAUACACAUGUACACAGUACAUAUAUAUAUAUAUGUUUAAAUAAUUUAUGUAAAAUAUUUAUGAAACUC